This is a messenger RNA of Aspergillus glaucus CBS 516.65, 2632 nucleotides long. Its product is annotated as FAD-dependent oxidoreductase. Gene Ontology annotation, molecular function: FAD binding. Bases 1 to 2433 code for a protein of 810 amino acids. NCBI's taxonomy places the organism in Eukaryota, Fungi, Ascomycota, Eurotiomycetes, Eurotiales, Aspergillaceae. The transcript is spliced from 5 exons. The record is from RefSeq and is a predicted model, not a curated record.
AUGACAGCAAAACCCUUCAAAGUCAUCAUCGCCGGCGGCAGCAUAGCCGGCCUCUCCUUGGCCCUAAUGCUAGAAAAGAAUGGCAUUGACUUCGUCGUCCUCGAAGCCUACCCGAGCAUCGCGCCCCAAGCGGGGGCCAGCAUCGGCGUAUUGCCCAAUGGCCUACGCAUCCUCGAUCAAUUAGGUUGCUGCGAUGAAGUGGUUGAUAUGGCCGAGUAUCCUGUGGAAAAGGUGCUCUUUCGGGAUUCGGCUGGGCGGCCAUUUUGGUCUUUAGAGGAUUUCGGGAAGGACAUGGUUGAUCGCCAUGGGUACCCUAUUGUAUUUCUCGAUCGCCGGAUGUUGAUCCAGAUACUGUACGACAAGAUUGAAGAUAAGUCCAAGAUUUUUACUUCGGAAAGGGUUGUUGCUACCGAGAAUGCCCCAUCGCAUGUCAUUGUCACUACGCAGACGGGCAACUCUUAUACGGGUGAUAUUAUCGUUGGGGCAGAUGGGAUUCACUCGACGGUUCGGAAGCAAAUGUGGCAGGAAGCUCAGUGGACGGAUCCGACAUGGAUAGAUCCAUCAGAGGAAAAAGCCCUCCCGGCAACAUACGCGUGUAUAUUCGGUAUAUCCAGAGGCGUUCCCGGCAUCGAAAAGGGAACCCUCAAUUCUGUGCUCAACGAACACACUUCAUAUUUCGUUCCCAGUGGACCGGGGGACAGAACGUACUGGUUCCUAGUGAGGAAUCUGGGUAAGACUAUGUAUGGAUCGGAUAUCCCCCAGUUCACGAAGCGAGAGGAAGAAGCUAUGGUAAAAGAACACUGGGACGACUACGUUACCCCGACAGUGCGGUUCUCUGAGCUCUACGAGCAUAAGAUCAGCUCGGUGUAUACGAGUCUUCCGGAAUAUGUUUACAAAAAAUGGUAUUUUCAGCGGAUCAUGACGAUCGGUGAUGCCAGCCAUAAAUUCGAGCCCAUAGCCGGACAAGGCGGCAACAACGCUAUUGAAACAGCAGCUUCGCUCACCAAUUACCUUAUAUCGGCCCUGAACUCAAACACCUCGCAGCCCCUCUCAACAGAGCAGAUCUCAUCUGUCUUUGAAAAAGUGCAAAAGCAACGACAUGGCCGUGUCUGGGACCUAGUAAAAGCCUCCCACACACGCCAGCGCCUCGAAUGCAUGGAAACACCGACGCUCAAGUUCGUCGCCAAAUACGUUCUCCCGCUCAUCCCGAAGCAGGUCCUGAAGGAUAAAUGGAUACAGACGUACUGUCCGGCGGUUUCGUUAAAUAUGCUACCUCAGCCUAACCGCCCAGUGCAGAUUCCGUAUCAUGAUGAGCUGCUUAGAGCACCAGUAUCUCGUGGAUGGUUGGGGCUUACGGUAUAUGCAGCGUACAUCAGCCUCGCUUGGCUUGCUUUCCAGCUUUUGUUUGUUGCCAUGGAGGGAAAUGGUACUCGGGAUCUGAUUCGUAAUGUUAUUGUUCGACGUGUGAUGACGGAGAAGAAAGUUCCUCUUCGUCAGAACUAUACCGGCUUUCAGGGCAUUGAUCGAAUCUUUCAGGUUUUGGUGGCUAUGUUUUUCUCGACUGUGACCAGCCCUUCUCCCCAGCAGAUCGUGCAGAUAUUGUACUUUCUCUCUGUGCUGCUACCGUUGGUUACUAUUUUCACCAUCGAAGGCUUCCGGCCCAAAAAUAAAUGGACGCUUCUUGCUGUUCCCAGUCUAUGGGCAACUCUAUGCCAGCUUCGUGGAAUCGGAUUCAUUGCACCGCUAUACUUCCUGACAAGUGCCUUUGUUUCUCGAAGUAUCGAGUACUAUUCGCCACCAUCCAUGGCCUUGCCUGUACCUACGGCCAAAGCUAUACUUCCGGCAGCGAUAUUCGGCUACAUUAUCCCGAGCAUGUUGUUGUUCUUUCCAUAUACCGACGCGGAUACACGUCAGGUCAUCAUCGCUUUCUGGCAGCCAGCACCAGUGCUUGUUUCGAUCUUAACGGGGCUUUUCUCAUAUCUUAUCAAAUUGCAGACCGGGAAACCCAAUAAUGAUGCAUCCAAGGAGAUAAAAGAGGAAACGGACCUUUCUCAUCUAAACACAGUCUACAAAGCAACAGGUGUGAUAGCCGCUUGCUUCCACGCUUUCACCGUCAUUGACUGUAUGGUCUCGAAUAACCUCUCAUUGAGCGAUGCUCUGCUACGAAAAGAUUCGUUCGCUCCUGUUUUCGAUUUGGCAGACGGUGUUUUUGUAUUCUUUCAGAAUGACUGUCUGAUGAAUGCGGUUGCUGUUUUCUUGUGCUGCAUGGUUGCCAUUUGGGAUUUGUACAGGGUGGGACUAUCGAAUGUUACUUUGCUGGGUGGGCUAGGUGCUGUUGUUGCUGGAUUUGGACUGGUUGGUCCUGGAGCAACUGCUGCUGCUGUUUGGUACUGGCGGGAGCAUUUAUUAGGUGGGAGGAACGGCAGACAUUGAUGCUGUUCAUAGAUGGGGUUUAACCGAGACUAUAGAACGAGCAGAGCAGGAAGCAGUGUAUAGUAGUAUAAUAUGUAUUAUAGGUCACCAAGGUGAUAUCAAUUAAAAGUCCACCGUACAUUCUGCCAUAUAAAGCUUUCUAUAUCGCGGCGGCGAAAUCCAGCAACGCACCCCAGACAUAUACAGAGCCGGCUUAGUC